UUGUUUACUCGUGAGUCAAAAGUCUGCUUGCAUUGUUCUGCGAAAUAGGUAAAGAAUAUAUACUUUUUAGUACUGCGCGUAUGCUAUCGCUAACGAGGCAGGCCAGAUUCCUAACUCGACUCGUCAGCAUAAUAUGGCCAGCAAACGGAUGCACCACGAAGACAACAAGUUGGACACCUUCCGGCGGAUCUGUGAUGAAAUAGCCGGCGAGCCGAGUUACUUGAAGAAGGUGGAGAAACUGCAGCGGUUUUUCGCUAAAGGCACCAGUGGUCAGGGCUUCGAGGGCGACACCCUGCUCUGGGUGCAGUUCCUCAUCCCGGCGGCCAACCAGCGGGUCUACAAUCUGCAGAACAAGGCGCUGAUCAAACUCUUCUCGCGCAUUUUCAACGCCAACCAGCAGCAAAUGCAUCUGGAUUUGGAACAGGAUGGAGAUGUUUCUGAAACACUGCGUAAGCACUUCGCUGCCUCCAGGAAACUAAAGCCCCAGGCGCAAAGCAAACUCUAUCUGGAGGAGGUAGAGGAGCUGCUCAAGAAGCUGGAAGAGCGCACCAAGGAGGAUGAGCAGACCGAACUGCUGCAGGAGCUGUGCAGGAAAGCCACCGACCUGGAUCUGCGCACCUUCAUCCGCCUAAUUAAGCACGAUUUGCGUAUCAAUGCACGUGCCAGACACAUUCUGGAUGCCUUUGGGCCUGAGGCCUACCCCGCAUAUCAGUCUUCCCGGGAUUUGGAGGCAAUUGUGCAACAGUUCGCUGGCAAGGAAAAUAAAAAGGCUGUUAACAGCCCGAUUAAGAAGGCCAAGAAAGCAAACCCUAGAAUUCAGGUGAUGACGCCCAUAUCACCUAUGUUGGCCAGUGCCUGCAAGUCGGUGGAGGAAGCCUUCAAGAAGAGCCCCGCCGGAUUGUAUAGUGAAAUCAAGUACGACGGAGAGAGGGUCCAAAUCCACAAGCAGGGCGAGGACUUUAAGUUCUUCAGCCGCAAUCUAAAACCCGUAGUGGAUCACAAAAUAAGAGCUCUAAAGGAACACAUACCGCGUGCCUUUCCGGGAGCCGGGGAAAUGAUUCUGGACUCAGAGAUCAUUCUGGUCGACACUGAUACGGGCGCACUGCUGCCCUUUGGCUCGUUGGGCGCCCACAAGAAACAGACUUUUGCCAACGCAGCAGUGUGCCUAUUCGUUUUUGACUGCAUACUGUACGAUGGCGAGGAUUGACCCAGCUGUAAGUGGUAAGGCUUUCGGGAAAAUAGCUUUUAAUAAUAAACCUAUUCUUCUAGACCAUUCCGCAAGCGACGGGAGAUCCUCGAACAGAAUAUUCAACAUAAAUCCCACGUACAGCUAUCGGAUCGGAAUUCCUUAAGACAAAAGGGAAUGGCCAUAAUGACGGCCAAGGUGUUGCAUGCUAAUUUGGAGGGAGUGGCUAAGAGUCCAACCAGCACCUACCAGCCCGGCAAGCGAAACUGGUUAAAGGUCAAGAAGGAUUACCUUUUUGAUGGCAAGAUGGCUGACACGGCGGACUUGGUUGUCCUGGGUGCCUGGUAUGGAUCAGGGAAGAAAGGUGGUGUGCUGAGCAUUUUUCUCAUGGGUUGCUACGACACAUUUGGUCGUUUGUGGAAGACUGUGACGAAAGUUCACUCUGGCCUGGACGAUGCCACCAACGCGGAGGUACACGAAUCCCUUAUCAAGCUAACCGAACGAGCCGAUGCCAACGCAACGCCCGAUUGGCUGCUGUGCAGCAAGUCUUUGGUGCCAGAUGUCCUGGCCAAGGAUCCCCUAAAAAUGCCAGUAUGGGAGAUUACGGGCGCAGAGUUCACCAAGUCCGAAGCGCAUACGGCGUCUGGCAUCUCGAUUCGGUUCCCCAGGAUAACCCGUCGGCGCAGCGAUAAAUCGGCAAAGGAGGCAAAUGAUCUGGCCCAUUUGGAUCUUUAUGAUGCCUCUAAGAAGAAUGUGAACGUGGAUCUUCUAUUGGCCAAUUGCGGAAGGACGACAAAAAUGCAAGGCAAUCAAACUAGUACCACUAAAAAACUUAAAAGAUCCAUAACUGGUUCGGAUGAUGAGGAAGCAGCUGCAACGGUAAGCAAACGCAAGGAUGCGAAAGUGGUACGAAGCUUGUCGCCAUCAAAGGGAAUGAAGGACUUUUUUAAGCCCACUAAGGAGGUCCAAUCUACAGUUAAAAAUGAACCAAAGAAAGAUAAAAAAAUUCCUGAUGCAAAGGGCAAGUUAUUCGCUGGCUUGGUGGAUUUUGCAAUGGAAAAAGAUUCAAGCAAGCUGAAGGAACAAUUUUCACAGCAUGGCGGAUCUUGUACAACGGAACCACGGAAAGCGAAUCUGGUAUUUUACAAUACAACCGAGGCAAUGAACCUGGAAAAGCUUAGACCGCUCUAUCGACGCAGCUGCCGGCACUUGAAUGUUAGCUGGCUCCAAACCUCUCUCGAGACCCAGAGUCGUCAGCCUUACCCACUAUAUGCGGUGAUGUUAGAACGCUGAGUGCUGUUGAAAUCGUUUUUACUUAUAAAUACAUGCUUGAUUAAACCGAAUAUAUGUAUAUUAUAGACAAGUAUUUUAUCAAA
Molecule: messenger RNA, 2562 nt
Organism: Drosophila suzukii
Lineage: Eukaryota; Metazoa; Arthropoda; Insecta; Diptera; Drosophilidae
Source: RefSeq, a predicted model, not a curated record